AUGGGACAAAUUGCGCCACAAAAACGACGAUAUUCCGUGAACCAUUCGGCGAAACGUUCCACAAAGUAAUAGCAAUCCGAUCGGGAACAAUCUGCACGUUUUGGUAAAUUUUUGUCUAUGUAGUGUAAAAACUGUGGGAGGAGUUAGGGUGGCAAAUUUUGCUAUAAUAAUAAUAAUAAUAAUAUAUAUGUGAGAUAACAUUAAGUGGUUUUGCUAUGCAAGAACACUUAAUAAUAUAUAUGUGAGAUAACAUUAAGUGGUCUUGCUAUGCAAGAACACUUAAUAAUAAUAAUAAUAAUAAUAUAUAUGAGAUAACAUUAAGUGGUCUUGCUAUGCAAGAACACAAUAAUAUAUAUGUGAGAUAACAUUAAGUAGUCUUGCUAUGCAAGAACACUUAAUAAUAAUAAUAAUAUAUAUGUGAGAUAACAUUAAGUGGUCUUGCUAUGCAAGAACACUUAAUAAUAAUAAUAUAUAUGUGAGAUAACAUUAAGUGGUCUUGCUAUGCAAGAACACUUAAUUAUAUGGCAUAACAUUGUAUUAGAGAGGCAGAUGAAACAAGGGCUAAUGCAAAUAUGAAGGACCAGUUUGUUAAAUAAUUUAGUACUAUAGUACAGUUAUAAUGUUUUGGAGAAUUUCUUUAAGGAUUAGAGACCAGGAGAAAGUCUGAGACAUGAGGAAAUUCAAUGAUAAUAGUAAUAGAAUUUGGAGAUUGAUUCAAUUCCAAAAAAACAACAACAAACAAUGGUAGCAUUACUUACCUGAAUGGAGACUUACAAGGUAGUUUUGUUGGGUUUAUGGAAGAAAACGCAAGGAGCUCUGUUUCAGAAGAACUUAGUUUAAGCAUGCGUACAGUCAUCAGUGAAGACAGAAGAAUUACAGACAAAUGACUCAAUCCAGGGUGUAAAGAGUGAGAUCAUGUGCAUAGGGAAUAUAAAUAUAGCUUGUUACCAUUAACAAAUAUGCUGAUUUAAUUAUAGUUGGUAGUUCCUCUCAUGUUAGUUUCUAUCCGCAGAACUUUGUGAGUCAUAUUGUUUCUCUGAGGUUUAUAAACUAUGCAUUGCAUUUGACCACUAUUGUAAGAAUAUACAUAGUGGAUGAGUUUCCUUAUUGUAAUUAAGAUGUUAGAUCAGCUAUUUAUUGGUUCACUCAGAUUCCGAAAAUUACUGUUUAUUUUUACGAAAGCAAAUUGUGAUAGGAACAAAACUCUCAAGGCAUAUCCAGGACAAUCUAUAGGUUAUCCCCUGGUCCACUUUAUGCUAGGAUCGCACAUUACAUUAUUUCCAGCUGUUGUUACAAGAACAGAAUACAACAGGAUAUACUAAAACAUUUCAUUGGUUGGGUGGAUGGUGGUUGCUCCUUUUGAAUUUUUAUUACAUGCUCUUGAGCAAAAUUCUACAACAACUUAAAUCCAGCUAUGCAAGUAUUUUCAAGACAGGAUUUUAGUUAAAAGAACACUAUAGUCACCUAAAUUACUUUAGCUUAAAAAAAGCAGUUUUAGUGUAUAGAUCAUUCCCCUGCAAUUUCACUGCUCAAUUCACUGUCAUUUAGGAGUUAAAUCACUUUGUUUCUGUUUAUGCAGCCCUAGCCACACCUCCCCUGGCUAUGAUUGACAGAGCCUGCAUGAAAAAAAAUAACUGGCUUCACUUUCAAACAGAUGUAAUUUACCUUAAAUAAUUGUAUCUCAAUCUCUAAAUUGAACUUUAAUCACAUACAGGAGGCUCUUGCAGGGUCUAGCAAGCUAUUAACAUAGCAGGGGAUAAGAAAAUCUUAAUUAAACAGAACUUGCAAUAAAGAAAGCCUAAAUAGGGCUCUCUUUACAGGAAGUGUUUAUGGAAGGCUGUGCAAGUCACAUGCAGGGAGGUGUGACUAGGGUUCAUAAACAAAGGGAUUUAACUCCUAAAUGGCAGAGGAUUGAGCAGUGAGGCUGCAGGGGCAUGUUCUAUACAUCAAAACUGCUUCAUUAAGCUAAAGUUGUUCAGGUGACUAUAGUGUCCCUUUAAACAGCACUAUAUAAUGCAGAUGCUAAAACUAUGUUCACGACAGGCUGUUCCCUAUGUAGAGAGUAAAUCCAUUUUGGUUAUAAAAUGCUAGUAUCAUCAACUAUUUUUUUCUUUGUGUUUAUUUCAGGUGGCACAACUUUGACAAUUACUGGAUCUGACUUUAGCAGCCAGUCAGAAGGAAGUACCAUUACAAUUGGAAACAAACUUUGCGAAAUACUUGAGUGGAAACCAACAAAUAUUACAUGUACUUUACCAUCACUUUCUCCUGGAAUAUACAACAUCCUGAUAAAUGUAGAAAACUGGGGCUUUGCAUCAUCUGGGUAAAUAUUUAAAAAAAAAUACAUUUUUUGAAAACUGGAUAUAUAACUAUAAAUAUACAAACCCUCCCCCCCCCCCUGUAUUUUUUGGAAAGUAUUUUCUUUUUAGAAAUUUAUUCAUUCAUAUUUAAAAGAAGAAAAACUACCACAACAAGAAGACAUGGUCUUAAAUUAGAGGGGCAAAGGUUUAAAAAUAAUAUCAGGAAGUAUUACUUUACUGAGAGGGUAGUGGAUGCAUGGAAUAGCCUUCCAGCUGAAGUGGUAGAGGUUAACACAGUAUGUAUGGGAUAGGCAUAAGGCUAUCCUAACUAUAAGAUAAGACCAGGGACUAAUGAAAGUAUUUAGAAAAUUGGGCAGACUAGAUGGGCCGAAUGGUUCUUAUCUGCCGUCACAUUCUAUGUUUCUAUGUUUCAUUGAAAUUAUCAGUACUGUACGGUCUAAAUCAUGAAAUUGUUCUGCUAUUUAACACUUGUUUGCAUAAAAUGAUUAAUUCUUACAUUUCGCUGCCAAUGAAGUUGCUUAGAAAGCUACAUUCCACAAAAUGUCUUCUGGUUACAUUCUCCUAAGUAUAACAUGUGACCCUUUUAAUUUAUCGGAUAUUGACGAAUGCAUUGCACUUGUGGCAAAAUGUAUUUCUGCUUAUAUACUUAGCUGCAAAGAGACAAGAUACCAUAUAAUCUCUAAAAAGGAUACUCCAAUAUUUACAUAAUGGAAAAAAAAAAAAAAGGUGAAACAUUACAUGUUUAAUUUGAGUAGUAUAAAACAUGGUUGUACUUUGUUUAGUGCUAUGAAUGCAUCCCAGAUUUAAAGGACCACUAUAGUGCCAGGAAAACAUACUUGUUUUCCCGCCAGGCUGGAUGGCAAGGAAAGGGUUAAAUCUUACCUUUUUUUCCAGCGCCGGGCGGGGAGUUCUCCGCCUCCUCUCCGCCUCCUCUCCUCCUCUUCGGCUGAAUGCACAUGCGCGGCAGGAGCUGCGCGCGCAUUCAGCCAGUCUCAUAGGAAAGCAUUCAUAAUGCUUUCCUAUGGACGCUGGCGUCUUCUCAAGGUGAUUUUCACAGUGAGAAGCACGCAAACGCCUCUAGCGGCUGUCAAUGAGACAGCCACUAGAGGCUUUAGAGGCUGGAUUAACCCAUUUUUUAUAUUUAUUAAAAAAUGGGUUAAUCCUAGAGGGACCUGGCACCCAGACCACUUCAUUAAGCUGAAGUGGUCUGGGUGCCUAGAAUGGCCCUUUAAAUUAUGAAAAACAAAUAUUUUCAAAGAUGUUUUCUUGUAAGCGAGCCAACACAAAAAGGAAGAAAUUAUUAGAUAAAAAACAUUCUGCUUUUUGCAAACACUAGAAGCUAAAAGGAUAUUGUUGCUACAAGCAUUACCUUUGUAACUGUUUUCACAUAUGAAAAACACAACAUAUGUGAAACUUAAAGAUAUAACAUAUUAAAGAAAUAACAUAUUUUCUAUUACAUGUGCGCCAAACUUGCUCAAUUUGUCUGUGAUCAUUUAAUAACACCUGUAAACACAUAUCUUUCCUAUGUUUUAUUUUUUAGAGCCGCAAGCACUGGGUCUAUUGAAUAUAAAUUACAAGUGAACAGCAUCUAUCCACAGUAUGGUUCUCUGUAUGGAGGAACCAAAAUCACACUGACAGGCUCCGGAUUUAACAAUGUUGCCGAAAAUAAUUCAGUGCAAAUAGGUAUUUUAACACUUGUAUUUCUGGUUUUCUGCAUAUGAUAUCUUAUGAAAUACAUUUAAUAGCAUUGAUAAGAUUAUAGAUCUGUUCACAAAGCAUACCUUUUGUUACUUGAGGAAUGGUCCCUAUUAUAGUAGGUGCCAUGGUGUCCUCAAUUCUUUAGCACAUUAUAGCACUUGAGUUAGUUGAAUAACAGUGGGGUAAUUAGUUAUUCUGUUAUUGUUCACUCUCUAUUACUAGGCUCCCAAUAGCACAUUCAGUCCAUGUAGCUUUAAUAUUUCUAGCACCCCUUAUGUGAUGCCUAGUCAACCUGUAUAAGAUCACCAAGUUUUAAAAAAAACAAAAAAAAAACAUUUCCCCCUAUACUGCUACAUUUGUGCUUUGUACAUCACACUGGCUAUGUCUUGUUGAUGAGAGUUUAUGUGCUACCUUUAUUAAUUAAUAUUAAUUCACUAGCUCCAUAGUACAUGGAAAUGAAAAUAGGGGAAGUAUUCUUCACAUGACCUUCCACAUUAAUUAAUUUAAAAACUAUCUGGUAAAUAAUUAGAUGUUUGUGAGUAAUGUCUUUGAAAAUACGUUUGGAAAGUUUGAAGGUUCAUGUUAGCUGCAAGUCAUUGUAAUAACUUAAAAAAAUACAAAAACUGAGUAUAGUUAUUUGCUAGGUUAGACUAACUAAAACCAACCAGUAAGGGAACCCCCAUAACUUUAACAGUCUAUUGGAUUAAGAUUCUAAAUUAUUAUUGAGCUGUGACAAAUCUAAACCAGUCUCUGACCUCCCUUCACGUCCAACUUGAUAACCUCCUGUCCAAAUCUAACUACAACUUUUAACAACUUUUUAUCAAUGCUGGAGAUUGUGUGGACAACAUAAUGUUCACAAUUCUUGAAACUGAAAAACAUUCAUUAAAUGACAAAGAAAUUUGAUUUUUACUCUCUUAACUUACAAAAAUAAUAAAUCUUCUGUUGACUUUACGUGCUUUCCUAUAUAUCUGUCCUAAAAGGAGUUUGAUUCAUUUUGUCCAGGUUCAGUUCCAUGUGAUGUGACAUCCAGUUCAGAAAAUGAGCUGACCUGUGUCAUUCAAAGUACUGGAACCAUAUAUAAUGUAACAAACAAUGGAGUACAUUUAGGUAAGUACAAAGCAGCCAACCUGAUUGCAUUUGGUCAGAACUAAUUUAUAUAUCAUGCCAGACUUUUAUUUUAUAUCCUACUAUUGUAUAUGUCUAUUUAGUUAUUUCCUCUGCUCAGCAUCUAAUCUGUAAUCUGGAUACAUGCAAACAUAUCUCUUCUAUAUACUAUAUUGUCAUGUAUUAGUAGUGUAUGACAGAUCUAGUUCUGUAUAUCGUACAUAAUAAAACUACCUUUUUAUUGCACUUUGGUGCGUUUGUUAUAUGUGUAUUUCUGUUUGAUAUUUUAUGCACAUAAUUUACUUUCUAAGAAAGAGACUGACUUAUGGUGUUAAUUUCGUUGACGAUAAAUAUUUUUCAUGGUUUUGUUUUUAAAGCCAUGUUUUCUAUGGUGAAUAUAAUACUCUAGUUAAAUUAAAACAAUGUGAUUAUGAAUUACAUUUUCAUCAACGAAUUAAAACUAGGCAAAAAUGUUAGAGAGGGACAAAUGUCAAAUGUAACUUGUUAUAAACAAUGCAUACCUGAUAACUGAUCCCCAGUGAGAAAGCAAGGCCAUAUUCUAGUUUCUUUAUGAGACUAGGAUUUAUGAUUUUAAGAAUAAUAAUAAUAAUAAAGACAUAUUAUGUCAGAACAGUUAAAUCUGUGUCUGUGUUGCAUGUUCAAAUGUGACUAACAUAAAUCAUAACAAGUUAAUAAAUGUUUACUCCUCCAGGAGAAUAAUGCGUUAGGAAAUGAUAGAGAAAUGCUUUAAAACAGCAUUACAUUAAAUUAAAACAUGUUACUACUGUAGAUUUUGUUGAGUAACAUCUUAUGACAUUUAGUUGACUAAAACUAGACAAAAAAAUAAAUACAUUGGAUAUAUUACUAAAACUAAAUGGUAUUAUUAUGCGCAAAACAAUCAAAAUUUGGUGUCAAAAUUAACACUGCUGGCUUAUAACCAAUUGUUUUUUAGUGUAUGGAAUCGGGUAUGCUUGGUCUCCAUCAAGACUGGAUAUAACGAUUGGGGAUACAGUUGUGUGGACCUGGCAAGCACCCUCUUUUAUUACGAACAUUGGAUACAGAGUAUUUUCUGUUUCUGAUCCCGCAAAUGUCACCUAUGACGGAAUCUCCUUUUACAGUGGAGACAACAGCCUAGCUUCUGGUAGGUAUCUAAUCUCUCAGUGUCAUAUUAGAAAUGCUAAGUUUUAUAGUUAAUAUUCACCGUGUCUUAUCUUGUAUAAUAGACAGUUACUUUAAGCAUAAAACAAGUUUAAAUUUUUUAAAUUUUGCCCUUUUUUGUAGUAGAAAUAAUACAACAAGACUGUAGGUAUAAAGCUGCUGAAUAUCUGUUAAUACACUUCCAUUGUUUGUGAAAAUUAAAUGUUAUGGAGACCGUAUCUUCAGUAUAUGGGAAAGAGAACAUUUAUAAAAUUUACAAUAAAUGCAUGCAAAUUGCAAAGUUUAACUUUUUCGAUUUUACUGCUGCAGAAAGUCUGUACUUUAGAAGAUUAAAGGUUACUACAAGUGAAUUGUUAUUUCUGUAUAUUCUGUCAACGACAGGGAUUUGAAAUAGAUUUUUGGAAAUUUUUAGAUUUGUAUUUUAAGAGUAAUAAAUCAUUUGAAAGGCAUAGCCAAAAAUAUUACAUAAAGGCCUAAAUAAGAAAAGAUAAUUAAGUAAUUAUGAAAAAAUAGAAGAAAAAGAAAGAUGCACAGAGUGUAGAAUUAUGCCCACCUGAGAUGUAAUUGGUUAAUAUUUUUCUUAAUAUACUAAAAGCAUCCUAAAAUCCAACUAACACCUUAUCAAUCAGUGAAUUCUGCUGAAAAGAACGCUCUAAGAACCAAAUCCACCACAUCUUAACCCUGUCAUUGCUGUCUGACUAAUGUAAAUUUUGUCCUUGACGAGAAAUGGCAAUGUUGAAAUUUGCCAGUCAGAAAAGCUCAAAAGAAAAGUGACUGCAAUGCUGAGAUCACAAAAAUGUUGGACAAAAGAUAUGUUUAACUGAUAUUUUUUUUCAUUUAACAGGUGGCCCACAAAAAAAAAUAAAAAAAUGACAUCAUAAAUACGUAUAUUUAUUUAUAACAUUUGAGUGUUCUUUUAAUGCAGACUGCUGUGUAUAUAUACAUUGAAAGCAUUUUGUUGCUUCAAACAUUGGACAUGUUUAGCCAUUACUUUACCUUUUUAUUGACAUAGAAAGAUUAAUUAUUUACGCCAAAUUGAAGAGAUGAUGAUAAUACAUUAGUAUAAUACAGUGUAAUGAUUAUCUCCACUAUCAUAAACAUUUGACUUUUCUUUUUAGGUGUCUUCUCAUACCAAUUCACAUCUCCUGGGCUUUAUUACUACAGCAGUGGUUACUUGAAUAGCGAUCAGUCUAUAUUUAUGCAAGGUGUGGUCAAUGUGUCUCCACGUCAGGAUCAGAACAGUGGUGUCUAUUUAUCUGUUGGAGGAAUAGAGUCUAACUAUAACCCAGGUAAGGAGGACAUUUAUAUAACACAAGAAGAUUUUCACAAAUCACUUCUAUUAGACCCAUCAUGAAAAAUCACUUUGUAACACUAGAACUCUUGUGUCGUAAUAUGAUGAUGUCCAAUUUAUUCAAUGCAUAAUUACCACCUGGAAUAAGAAAGAACAAAACAUUUCGGUAUAGAUAUUGAUUUGUUGGGACAAAAAUAAUAAAAAUCACAGCUAGGCACCAUCCCAAGACAAGUUGAGUGCACAGCGGCCUCACCUUCAUGUCCAAGAUUGCAUUACAAUUGUUUUGUUCUCACUGUCUGUUCUCUCUGUCUAAGUAAUUUGUACAUAUAACACAUGUUAAAUAUGUGCAUAUUACAGCAAAAUGGUUUUUCCUGCUGAAAUGUUAAGAGGAUGUAAUAUUAGUGAAUAUAUUGUAUACCCCAUACACCAAACGUGCAGAUUGCACAGAGUGUUUUUUGAAGACCUAACUUAGGCUUGGCAGCAUAAAAUCACAACAAUAAACUACUAUCCUGCUCCCAAGUAUUUAAAAGUAUCUACUCCUUUUAGGGCGUACAGCAGUGGCAACUGGUGAAAUUUUUAGUUGGUGGGUACCAGACUUGAAACAUUGGAUUUCACUUGGCCCCCUCUGUUCCUGAUUUUUCUUUUAUUCAUGAAGAGAAAUAUGUCUUAUUGUCUUUCAACAUUUAGCAAUUUACCCAAAAUAAUGACUGAUUUGCACUGAUAAAUCUCUCCCAAUGCGAGGAAAUAUAGGGGUAAUGACUACAUUCAAAUUAGCUUACAUUAAACAGUUAGAAAUAUCCAAAUAUUUGAUGACAGUGCAACAUAUAUGUCAUUAAGAUAUGCUUCCAGGACUCAACUUAGUCAUACUUAGUAAGACAUAAAGCAGAAAAAGGUAUUUGAUAUAUAUUUGUACAUAUUUCUAUAACCCUUGUUUAUAUCACUAAACAGUUGCAGCUCCAGAUUAUCCAUUGGCAGAUUGCACAUCAGUAAAUUCAGCAUGUUCAGAACUUUCUAAUAGCUCUCCGAAUGACAGCUCUGUUUGGUUUGGAUUUUCAAACUGUUACUCUCCAACUAUUACCAAUAUAAGCCCAUCCUCAGGAACAAUAUAUGACUCGAUAACCAUCAAUGGAACUGGCUUCAGUAACAUUAGCUGUGCCAAUCAGGUAUGUAUCAAGUGAUUCAAUGCUACUUACAUUCAUUGUCUUCUUAAAGUAUUACUACAAGCACCAUAACCACUUCAUUGAUUUGGAGAGGUCAUGGUGCCUGUAUGAGCAGAGUUUCACUAUGAACAACAUGCUGGUGCCAGACAGCCAAUAGCACCAUGCCUCCUCUUCAUGACAUCCUAAGCCCACCUGCCCGACCCUCUAUGACAUCCCUCGCACUUUGGUGAGGGAGAGUAGAAAAAUCUUCCGUAAUGCUGUAAUGUGCUACUGAUCCAUAGUGAGUUAAUUACUUACAAUUGAUUUCACUUUCAGAAGGAAACACACUUAUCUACACAAAUAAAUUUUAUGUGUAAUAAUUAAAUCAUAUUUUUUUUUUUUGUACUUAGGUUUCACUCGGCAAAUAUCCUUGUAGGAUUUCUUAUGCUGACAAAGAAUCAAUAACUUGUAAUGUAGAUCCUCAGAACUCUAUGUCAGUUGGAGUCGCUGAACUCGUUUCAUUGACAGUAAACAACCAUGGAAACGCCAUCAACACUCUAACUAAGGAACUGAACCGACGUUUUGCUCUUCUGCCCCAUGUUGACUACAUCACACCCAUUAAUGGAUCAACUACUGGAUACACACGUAUAACCAUACAUGGCUCAGGUUUUACAGAAAAUAGUGCCAACAUUGCUAUAACAGGAACUGUCUGCUCCAUUGUAUCUGUUAAUUACACCGACCUCAUAUGUGACACAAAUCCUAGUUACUCACAUACUGUGGAUAUAAGUGUCACAGUUAAUGGUUUCCUUAGUCACUGUGUAGGUUCAUGUAGAUUUUCCUACACCAGUGAUGUUACCCCAGUUGUAUCUGAUGUGUUCCCCACGGUUAUCUAUAACACAUCUACUACACUUCAGAUAACUGGAGUUGGCUUUGGUGGAAAUAUUGAUGAUCUCUCAGUUUAUGUAGGAGACGUGCAGUUACAUGUAACGGUUGUUAACGACACUCGAAUUGAAUGCAUGAUCGACCCUCUUCCUGCGGGUUCCUAUCCGUUAAAAGUUAUAGUGCUAAGCAGUGGUUUGGCAUCAGGCCAUUUCAACAUAAACAGCCCUGCAGAGGCAACACUAAUAACAUCAUCUGGAAGUAUUCAAGGUGGCACAGUCCUUGUGAUCAAAGGAAAUGGGUUUAAUUCUAUUAAUGACACUAAAGUAACAAUUGGGGGACGUUCAUGCCCAAUAACCUCAAUUGCCGCUGGUGAAAUUCAUUGCCUAACUCCUGCCGCUGCAUCUGCAGCAACAAAAAGUGUAAAUAUUGUUGUUCAAACAAUUAGUUACACUUCCCUAAGCUUCACAUACUCAGAAACUGAAACACCUACAGUGACAUCGGUCCUUCCACCGACAGGUAUGUUUUAGAUUGCAUUUUGUUUAAAUAGCUACUGUUAUAAAGUUUAUGGAAUACAAUUAUGAAGUGUUGUCUUAAUAUUUUUAAAAUUAAUUUGCCAAUGUUUUCAUAAAUAAACUCCUAGUGACUUGGUAUCAAAUCUAUGUUAUCAGUGCCUCUGUAGAUUAUUAAUGACAGAAUCAGUGAAAGGAUUUGCUAAUAAUUAAAGUGUGUUUAUUAUUUAGUAAUUUUGAGAUAAUUGAGUUCAAACUAAUAAACAAAUUUGCAUGAAAUCUUCUUAUAUUUCUGAAUUCUAAUAUGUAUUUAUUCAUCAUUUUAAUCUGUCCAAAAUACCGUGGACUAUUAAUGUUGCUUUUACAGAAAAGAUUAUUAUUUUACAAACUGAGCAUAUGAUGAGAGCUGCAUACACAAUACUCUAAUAAAUUGACAGCACACUAUUAAAUAUUUGUGCGACUCUCUCAAAUAACACAUAUAAAAAUUUAUAAAUGCAGAUUUUUUUUUUUUACUAAUAUUUCAAAAGUUUCACUUAAAAUAGCCAUUUGAUGAAGUUUACGGUGUUCUUUUUUAUGUUGUUUAGGGCCAUCAGGAGCGUUAAUUACAGUUUCCGGAACACAUUUUGGAACAGAUUCCACACAAGUUACUGUAACUGUUGGUGACACUAUCUGCAAUAUAACCAGCAUAAAUGACACCCAGCUCCAAUGUAAUGUUGGGGAUCAUUCUGGGGGAACAUUUGCUGUCAAUCUUCAAAAUACCAAAGGCUUUGCACGGUCAAGCGCAAGUUUUAAAUAUGAACUGACAAUGACAAAUGUGUCUCCAAAUUCAGGUAAUAAUACACAUUGUAAUGAUAAUAAUACAUAUAGUUAGCUCCUUUACUAAAUUAUACUUAAAGUGGAAAUUAUACCAUUGAAUAAAACCAUGAAAAUCACCUAGAACUUUUGUUUCACUUGAUGCUCUGUGCUCUUUUCAACAUAUGGUAAAUAUUUAGCAAUUGAUAUCCAAAUCCAGUUCAGCACUGGCACAGACCAGGCACACUAUUCAUUGGAUGGUAAGGAACAAAAAGAUUAUGUCUUUUUUACCAACUCCACAUAUCAUGUUCAAUUGCAGAAAAGACAGAUUUUAUACUAAUGAUUGACAACUAGCCAUGAUAGAGGCUCUUGGUUCCAGAAUAGAGCUAAAUUCAAUUUGAUUUUCUACAUUUAAUUUUAUUUUUCGGACCUCACAAACAUACAUUUGUUAACUAUAGGGUAAAGUAAAUUUAAUAUUACAAACACAAUUUGACAGUUCUCCAUUUAAUCUGUGUUAAAUUGAGAGACAAUUCCAAAAUAUGUUUCCUGUUAAAACAUUGUACUGGUAUCUGUAAAAAACAACAACUCUUAAUAAUUUUGAUUGUCUCCAUAUGAGAUGCACCCAGACUUUAUUUUCUAAAAUAUGUUUUGAGUCUAAAUUUACAUUUAAUAUUAACAUUAUAUGCUGGAAUUUAAAUAUAUUGUGAUUUCAUUUUUUUUUUUUUUUUACAAUGUUUUUAGGUAGCUUUGGUGGAGGUUUAAUAAUCACACUUUCUGGAUCUGGUUUUGACCAGCUGGCUUCUACUGCAUUCAUCUGCAACUCUGAAUGUGUAGUGGAUAGAGUUGCGUCAAAUUCAACUAAUCUUUUCUGCAAAAUUUCACCACGGAAUGGUAAGUGAUUAGACACAUUAGAGAUCUUUGCAAUCUGGAUGUUGCAUCACAUUAAGACAGCUAGUAGAAACCAGCCCAUCCUGAAGUCUAUUUUAUUGUAACCAGCUCUUAAACUCAAAGUUGGAUAUUGUAGUCAAGAUGUCCAUGGUUCACAUUUGGACUUCUGUCUAUCUUUCUGACUUUGACUGGCUUGCCCUAGCCGUAAUUUAUUCAUAUUAUGUAAACUAAGGACCUAAACAGAAAUUUUAAACAUACUGUGAUAAUGUCUUUCCAUUCUCUGUAUCUCUAGAUACUAGCCCUGUAAAUACAUGUGAUGUUCGCAUUACCAAUGGAAACGACACUGUCCAGUUAAACACUUCAUUUUCUUACUUAUCAUCGUUAACACCUGUGGUAAAUAAUGUCACACCCAAGAGAGGUGGUACAGCAGGAGGGACCCAACUCACCAUUACUGGUUCGCAGUUCAGGUAUUUCAAUUCUUGAUAAAACUGUCUAAUACAUCCAUCUUUUAUGUUUUGAGAUUUUCAGAUUUGGCAUGAAAUAUUUAUUAAAUAAAAAAAUGGUAUGCAUAAAAAAAAUUAUGAUAACAAGAUAAACAUAAUAGGAAUAUGGCAUGCUUAUAUGAUAAAAAAAAACAACAAAAGAGCCUGAAUAUGUACAUUUAAAGCCAGGUUUAACAUGUAUGCCAUUGUAUUUUCCUAUGAUUUAUUUUUUAUGAAAAGUGUUAAAGAUAUUGAGAAGUAUUCUUGUUUAUUUUUCUUUCCACUGUGCAGCACCAACAUCUCACUUUUGAGUGUCACUGUAGCUGGAGCUAUAUGUGAUAUCCAGACAGCCAACAGUACAAAUAUUAUUUGUAUUACAAGCGCACAUUCUCCCUCACAGCAAGCUACAGUUAAAGUGCUCAUUGAGGGUCAAGGUUUGGCAAAAACGGUAAGAAAAUGCCCACUGCUGUCUAAGGCCUCGAUUUAAUUUAUUUGAAUCAGAAUCAUAAAUGAAUUAAUUCCGUUACAAAAAAAUAUAAAAUGUUUCAAAUUAUUUAUCUACAAAAAUUCUAAAGGCCUAAAUUAGCACACACAUCAUGUGAUAAUUGUUUUUGUUAUUAAUAAAUAGUUACCAUAGUCAAAAUCGUACGUUGUUAAAGGCAAAGGCUUCUUACUUUUUAUUUCUUUAUUGCAAAACCUUUGAUGUGCUGUAUUACUUCUAAUUAUAAUGUAUAAUUCAAUAUUUACCAUCAUUAUUUCUCUGCGUUAUUUGUUUUAGUCCAAUGCUGACUUCUUCUACAUAGAUGUUUGGUCAUCCAAGUAUACAUGGGGAGGAGACUCUCCACCCGAGGAAGGAUCACUGGCUGUUAUCACACAAGGGCAAACAAUUUUGUUAGACCAGAGUACUCCUAUUUUGAAGAUGCUAUUGAUUCAAGGUAACAUAUUUACAUUUCAGUUUGUAACCUUUUGGGUUGGUAGGUUGAGAAAUGAAUUGCAUAUUCUAGGGUGAUUUUUUUCUAGAUCCUCUUAAUAACUGAUCUUCAUGAUGGUGUCAUCAUCUUAUGAUGUAGAGCUAGAAUCAAGUAUAAGGCUAAUGAGUGGAGAGUAGGAAAUGAUGAUGGGUUGGAAGAGUUUAAGGAAAUAUUAGCCAAAACAACCAUGGAGCAGUUCCAGAGCUACAACACAUGUUUCAUUUAAUGUGUUAAGCAGAACCAUACUUUGAUGCUUUGAAGUGUUGCACAAAAUGUAACUACUAUAAUUGGUCUAGUUUUCCACAGUGUUGUAUAACUUGGACUAGACACUGCAUGCACUGUGACACCUCUUUUCCUAUUAAUCUAAAUAAAGGGUCAUGAGUCCUAAACCCUGAUUUCAUAAGUGAAAAUACACCCAUGAAAGAAUAAUUUACUAGUAUGCAAAAAUGAUGGAAUAUUUAUUUCAAUAUUUUCUUUAUUUUACAUUCUUUUGAAAUUGGAUUGUUGUACUCAAUAAGCUUUCACAUCAGGCUGUAAUUCAUCCUUAUUUUAUUGCAUUGAAAAUAUGCAAACAAAUAAAGUUGAAAUAACUUUAAAUACAUUUUAAAUAAAAAAAAAAAACCUGACCUUUAACACUGGUGAAGCAUGCAUGAAGCAAACACUCCCCUCCUAGACCAGGAAGAGGCUCGACCAAUCCGGAAUGUCUCCCUCUGUCCAACAGGGUUUAGAGAGUAUGUAUGCUGCUCCCACCUAUCUAUCCUCCCUUAUACACAAGUAUGUCCUGUCUAGGCCCUUACGAUCUGCUGAAGACUUACGUCUAUCUUUUGUCCGUACUCCCACCUCUGAUGCGCGCCUUCAAGAUUUCUCGAGGGCUACACCAUUCCUGUGGAACUCGCUUCUCUCCUCCGUUAAAUGCUCACCCAGUCUCCACUCCUUCAAAAAAAUCAUUAAAAACCCACUUCUUCAUAAAAGCGUAUCAAUUAAACUAUUAAUAGCUCCUGACUGAUUCCUCUUCUGCAAUUGUCACUAGUCUAAUACUAUCCUUACCUUUUUGUGUCAUUUUACCCCACUCCCUCUAGCAUGUAAGCUCAUUGAGCAGGGCCCUCAACCCCUCUGUUCCUGUGUGUCCAACUUGUCUGGUUACAACUACAUGUCUGUUCGUCCACCAAUGGGUGGACGAACAGACAUGUAGUUGUAACCAGACAAGUAAAGCGUUGCGGAAUUUGACGGCGCUCUAUAAAUAUCAUCAUAAUAAUAAUAAUAAUAUGUAGUUCAGUCACAGCCACAAUUCCACUCAUCGGUUUAUUGAAUGGGUCUGCCAGGCUUUUAAUCAUGCAUGUGCACAGCAAUAACUCAGGAAAAGGUAGGGGAUUACACAGCAUAUACCCACACAGCAUGCCAAUGAUGUAUGCACAACUUGGACAGCUUUGGGAUGGAUAAAACAGUAGAUGGAUUCCAUUGUAGUAAACAAAUCAUUUUUGUUUUUUUUAUUUUCUAAUUUUCCAGAAAACAAAAUAUUAUAUUUAAUUUAUUUGCUUGAUUUUUUUUGCAUAUUUUAACAGGAGGAACUUUGAUAUUUGAUGAAGCUGACAUUGAACUACAAUCAGAAAAUAUCCUUAUUACAAAUGGAGGUAUUCUUCAGGUAGGAAUGAUUUGAUUCAGGUAUAAGUGAAUCCUUCUUAACAAUGCAGGAGACUGGAGCACAAAGCAAGUCUAACCUACAAAGGUUUCCAUAACAUUCUUGGAAUGUCACACAAUAAUUUACACGUGGUACCGAAAGAAGCUUUAUGGUUUCUUUACUUGUACUCAGUGACGUAAACAGAAAAUUAAGAAAACAUUUUUUUUAUUUCAAAUAUGUAAUGAAAUCAGUUCCCGUUUGGAUGAAAUUAACAGUGUGUCAAACAAAAUCGAAGAGUUUAGAAUUUACUGAAUUUAAAUGAGUCCUUGUUGAUGUCUGACAUACAUGGAUAUAGUUUGAUGUUUAGGAUGACAGGGAGUAUUUUCAGACGAUGAGGACCAUCAGUGAGUGUUGCCUAACAUUGUGGACAUUGGGCAAUGUUUUUGGCAUUGAGGCUCAUCAGUGAGCAUUGUCCUACAUGUUGAUGAGCAGUAAGUGUUGUCUGAUACUUAAGAUGAACAGUGAGUGCUGUCUGACAUUGUGGUUGAACAGUGAGUAUUGUCUGUGAGUAUUUGACAUUGUGGAUGAUCACCUAUUAUUAAGUGAAGCUUAAUCUGGAAGAUGCACUUUAGCAUUGAGCAAUAGAAUACAAUGUAAGGGAGAAACAUAAUAUUAAGUAGUGAUGUCCCGAACGGUUCGCCGAAUGGUUCCUGAACGGUUCGCCACGAACAGUUCGCCACGGACUCAUCAUUGAGUAAACUUUGACCCUGUACCUCACAGUCAGCAGACACAUUCCAGCCAAUCAGCAGCAGACCCUCCCUCCCAGACCCUCCCACCUCCUGGACAGCUCACUAAGAAUGAAGCUUCACAAUGAAUGUAAAAUGGAUGCUGUCCAUGAGGUGGGAGGGUCUGGGAGGAAGGGUCUGCUGCUGAUUGGCAGGAAUGUGUCUGCUGACUGUGAGGUACAGGGUCAAAGUUUACUCAAUGAUGAGUCCGUGGCGAACCGUUUGUGGCGAACCGUUCGCGAACCGUUCGGCGAACCGUUCGGGACAUCACUAAUAUUAAGUAAUAAACAAAAUUAUGGAUGGAAUGGUUAGACGAUAAGGGAGUAAAGGGACUGAAAAUGAUGAUUGUAGAGAAAUGCUAUAUAACUAUCAACUGAUACUUGGCCAAGGUCCAUUCAGUCACUAAAGCAGCUCUAAUUACAAAUGGUAGGCACGCAAUGUGUAUUGGAAAUCUCUGUAAAUAAUAUAUUAUUGCUUAAUUAUUAAUUGUUGGUGAUUUAUUGAAGUGAAGCUUACAUAGGGGCAAUAACUUUUCACCAGGAAGGGGUUUAGAAGGCAAAAUAUUCAGACAAUGCCGUGAAGACCUGGCAGCACAUCAAGCAAUAUACACAUCAAGCAAAAAGAAACAUUUGUGUUUGAAUUGUAUAAAAAAAAAAAAAACAACAAAAAAAAACACCUAAAUUGCUUAGUAUAUUGAUAACAAGAUGGAAACGCUAAUAAAUGGGUUAAUGAAAGAUCUGCAAUAGUAAGAUGGUGGGAAACCGAAUAAAAUAUGUUACACAGCUUUUUGUAACUCUACUAUGAAUUAAUAGUACUUAUGGUGUGCAUGCUCACUCUACUCUUCAGGUUGGAACUGAGACAUCUCCAUUCAAACACAAAGCUAUUAUCACACUGCAUGGACAUCUGCGCUCCCCUGAAUUACCCUUGUAUGGGGCAAAAACAUUAGCUGUGAGAGAAGGAAUACUGGAUCUUCAUGGUAAUGAUCUAGACUGGAGAUUUCCGAUAGCCAAAGAUCUGCAUUAAUGUCUGUUUCCUUAACAAUAUGGGCAAUUAACUUCAUUUAACAAACAUUGUCUUUCUCAUAAUUAUUAAAAUAUUGUAAGGCUUCUUUGAGUUUCAUUAUUUAUCCAUGAUUAUGUAAAAGUUAAGUGGCACUUCCCAGUGCUUUAUUGAUAUUAGAAAGGAAAUGUCAAGUUUUUAAUAUAUUUUAUUAAUCACUGCACUGAAAUAAACAAUGAGAAAUCAAACAUCUGAGAGUUAUAACUGUGUUAUCAAAUCUUUUUUCUUUCUUUAUCAAAGAUAUUCACAAAAAUGAUGCUAUUUUUCAGGGAUUCCAGUGCCUGUGACUUGGACACGUCUAGCACAAACUGCUGAAGCUGGAUCAUCAACACUCAUUUUACAGAACAGUGUAACAUGGAAUGUUGGAGAUGAAAUUGUAAUAGCGUCAACAGGCAACAGGUAACCAGCAGGAAAUUAUUAUUCAUAUCAACAAUGCAAAAGUAUGUCUCUGAUUUUAUCUAUGGUUUCAUCAGGUUCUCAUUAGAGAGAGACAUACAAACACUAAGCCUAGGUUAAAACUAUCAAAUUGUAUUUUAUGAUGAUCAACAAGUGUUUAUAUUUUACCAGAGUCUUGUGCACUGCAGGGGUUAAAUUCAAUAAAUAAAACCUUAAAAAUAUAUUCAUAUUAUAAAACACAAAGACACAGAUAUGUGCAGAAAAAAGGCAGUGGUCUAUUAUUUAGUUACAAAUAUAUAGCAAAAGUAACUUUAAUCACUUAAAAAAAAUAACAUAUCUUGUAACCAAUCCCAGCAACCUCCUCACCCCCCUUUAAAUAAGCAGGUGACCUUAACCUUAAUAAAACACCACAACAUAUAAAUAAAAUAAUAAAAUAGGGAGGAAGGGCAGGGCACCAGCUCAGAUUAAUUUCUUUUUUGGGUGCCAAGCAGGUACCUCAGGAUGGGUUUUAUAUGUGAGUUUCCCACCUUAGAGCAUCCUUGUGGACAAGCUCUCCAAUUGGAGAGUUGACAGAGCGGACACCAGUACAUAAGCUGUCCACUAGGGCAUCGUGCAGGCUACUGCCGAUGCCUUCAUAACCCGCUGAAACAGUGCACAGUGCGAUUUAACCCCUCCAACCUUGCAGUGUAAAUGUGUACAUGGUCAAAUUGGCAAUGUACAGUCUGAGAAUGCACAAGCUUGAAGCUAUUUUUUUUAAAUAGGCUGGCCAGUUAAAAUUUUGUUUUAAUCACUUUGCAUAGAAAAUUCAUCCUAAAUUAUGCUAUUUUAUUUACAGAGUUAGUCAAAAAGAAAAUGAAAAAAGUACAAUUCAAUCCAUAUCUGACGAUGGAAAAACUCUAAACCUAACAGAGCCAUUGAAGUACAAACACUUGGGGAUAUCAGUCACGCUACCUGACAGCAGUGUAUUUGAAGCAAGAGCUGAAGUUGGUCUUCUAACUAGAAAUAUUGUUGUAAGAGGUUCCACUAAUAUGGAAUGGAGUGAGACAAUCCCAGCCUGCCCAGAUGGAUUUGAUCCUGGUAAUUUUACACUGUAUGAAAUGUCCAUUGUUCAUGGCCAUCCGAUUGUGAACCUGACAGUUAAUUUGUACCUAUAUUUUAUUCAGCCACAAUGUUCUUUAUGACUAUCCUUGUCAAUGCAGCCUAACAGCUUUCUAAGCAUCACGGGAAACACAGUGCACAACCAUGAAGAUAUUAAGUAUUAUUGUUUUUUUUUGUUUAACCAGAAUAUUCUACUAUAGUUUUCUUUGUUUACUGGAAAGUCAAAGGCUAAAAUGUUUACUUUUUUAUAUUAUAACAUUUUCCAUUGUUACAUCUUGUAUAGGUGAAUUUGCAACACAAACGUGUUUCCAGGGGAGGUUUGGAGAAGAAAGCAAUAGUGACCAAUUUGGUGGAUGCAUUAUGUUCCAUGCUCCUACACCAGAUAA
This is a messenger RNA of Pelobates cultripes (western spadefoot toad), 18574 nucleotides long. The record is from the annotation of a GenBank genome assembly. Lineage: Eukaryota; Metazoa; Chordata; Amphibia; Anura; Pelobatidae.